GCGAACCGCUCUGCACUCAAAGGAUUAGCAUUACCUUACGUCGAUCAAUGUUCAUGUCGUACCUUUCGUAGAUGGCAGCACGGAGAGAUAUCUCCUCAUUUUUUGGUAUGAAAUAUGAAGCGACACAUGUCUCAUAUCAUUUGACUUUCUCGCCGGAUUUGCUAUUCUUUGUUAUUUCAAGAGCGACAAAAAUCCUUCGACACGUAAAACGCGAGAGUGCGGUUCCAAGCAGUUUCACAGUAGCAUUUCCUAGCAACUUUUGUGACAUACCUACCAGGAUGAGUAAGAGAAAAUGGGCUUCCCAGGGCGCUCGAGGCAGAGAGAGCAGUGUUUCUCUGUCUCAAGACUGUCCUGGUCCGAGUAGCCAGCUUGUCGUGUCGUCAUCACAACGAAACACCAGGAGCUCAGCCUUUAGAGAAUCAUUACAGUUAAGUAGCUCGCAAAGUACGAUAUUACAGAAUAUGGAUACUCAGGAGGAAAUGCAGUUGGUUAGCUGUGUAAUAAGGUACCUACUUGUGGCUGAUCGGAACAAGCUGCCGAUACAAAAGAAUCAGAUCAUCAAGAACGCCCUGAACGGAAACGGCAAGCAGCUCCAGUUGAUUCUGGAUACAGUGAGGAAGCACUUACUCGAGGUAUUCGGGUACAAACUAAUGGAGAUUGAAUCCAAUAGAUACAUAUUGAUAAACGAUGUAGCGAACCAUCUUCCACAUCUGACUUUUGAGAGCACCGCUGGCGCCCAAGUGCUCCUAUUCCUCGUGCUUGUACACAUAUUCAUGCUCGGCGAGUCGUGCAAAGAAGAAGCAUUGUGGGACUUUCUUCGUAAACUAAACAUUAUAAGAUUUGAAAACGUCUUCCUACACGAAUACUUCGGCGAUAUCAAGCAGCUGGUGACAGUUGAUUUUGUGAAUCAAAGAUACCUGGAGAAAAUAGUUAAUAAGGAUGAUACGUCACAAGUCGAGUAUGCGUGGGGGAGACGUGCGAAAAAUGAGAUUACUUAUCGUUCCGCUUUGGAAUUCGUGGCAGAAAUAUAUGAUCAGUCUUCUCUAAAUAACUGGAAAUUGCAGUACAAAGCUGUGAUCGCGCAAGAACAGGGAAAGCAAUCAUAAGAGUUACCUAAGAAAACGGCAUAAACGUGAUUACCCAAAUUAUUUAUUCUUUUAUUCUUAUAACACGAAUUUUAAAAAAGAAAACUAUGAUAUAAAAAAUAUGUUCCGAUAUAUAUGUAAGAUAUUUUGAAUACUCAAAUUAACUACUAAAAUAAAAUUUUAUUUUCAUCGAAA
Molecule: messenger RNA, 1280 nt
Organism: Ooceraea biroi (clonal raider ant)
Lineage: Eukaryota; Metazoa; Arthropoda; Insecta; Hymenoptera; Formicidae
Product: non-structural maintenance of chromosomes element 3 homolog
Cellular component (GO): nucleus
Source: RefSeq, a predicted model, not a curated record